GCGCGCCCGUUUCGAGCCGGAGUUUCAAGCUCGGCUUUCCAGGCUCUGAGUGGGUCCUCGGGCAGUGGCAAUGGGGGCAGGAAUGGCGCAGCUAGAGGGUUACUAUUUCUCAGCUGCCUUGAGCUGUACCUUUUUAGUGUCAUGCCUACUCUUCUCUGCCUUCAGCCGGGCGCUGCGAGAGCCCUACAUGGACGAGAUCUUCCACUUGCCGCAGGCGCAGCGCUACUGUGAGGGCCAUUUCUCCCUCUCGCAGUGGGAUCCCAUGAUUACUACAUUACCUGGCUUAUACCUGGUGUCUGUUGGAGUGGUCAAACCUGCCAGUUGGAUUUUUGGAUGGUCUGAACAUAUUGUCUGCUCCAUUGGAAUGCUCAGAUUUGUUAAUCUUCUCUUCAGUGUUGGCAACUUCUAUUUACUAUAUUUGCUUUUCCGAAAGCUACAACCCAGAAACAAGGCUGCCUCAAGUAUCCAGAGAAUCUUAUCAACGUUAACACUAGCAGUGUUUCCAAUACUGUAUUUUUUUAACUUCCUUUAUUAUACAGAAGCAGGAUCCAUGUUUUUUACUCUUUUUGCCUAUUUGAUGUGUCUUUAUGGAAAUCAUAAAACUUCCGCCUUGCUUGGGUUUUGUGGCUUCAUGUUUCGUCAAACAAAUAUCAUCUGGGCUGUCUUCUGCGCAGGACAUGUCAUUGCACAGAAAUUAACUGAAGCCUGGAAAACUGAGCUGCAAAAGAAGAAGGAAGAGCGGCUUCCCCCUAUCAAAGGACCAUUUUCAGAAUUCAGGAAAAUUCUUCAGUUUCUUUUGGUGUAUUCCAUGUCCUUUAAGAACUUGAGUAUGCUUUUCCUUCUAACUUGGCCCUAUAUCCUUCUGGGGUUUGCAUUUUGUGCUUUUGUAGCAGUUAAUGGUGGAAUUGUUAUUGGUGAUCGGAGUAGUCAUGAAGCCUGUUUUCAUUUUCCUCAACUGUUCUAUUUUUUCUCUUUUACCCUCUUUUUUUCUUUUCCUCAUCUACUAUCUCCUACUAAAAUUAAGGCUUUUCUUUACUUAGUUUGGAAACGUAGAAUUCAGUUUUGUUUGAUUACCUUAGCCUCCAUAUUUUUAGUUUGGAAAUUCACUUAUGUUCAUAAAUACUUGCUAGCAGACAAUAGACAUUAUACUUUCUAUGUGUGGAAAAGAGUUUUUCAAAGAUAUGAAAUUAUGAAAUAUUUGUUAGUUCCAGUCUAUGUAUUUGCUGGUUGGAGUAUAGCUGACUCAUUGAAAUCAAAAUCAGUUUUCUGGAAUUUAAUGUUUUUCAUAUGCUUGUUCACUUCUACAGUUCCUCAAAAACUGCUAGAAUUUCGUUACUUUAUUUUACCGUAUGUUAUUUAUAGGCUUAACAUACCUCUACCACCCACAUCCAGACUUGUUUGUGAACUGGGUUGCUAUGUAAUUGUUAAUUUCCUAACUUUUUAUAUUUUUCUGAGUAAGACUUUUCAGUGGCCAAAUAGUCAGGACAUUCAAAGGUUUAUGUGGUAAAAUCAGAGAUAUUUUGACCUUUAAAAGUAGAUGUAAUAUAUAGACUGUCUCCACAAUGAAUAAUUGAUAUGUGGGAAUUAUAGAAUUUGUUUUAGGCAUAAUGGUAAUUCUCAGAUCACAUCAGUUUUUUUCUUAUUACAUACUUUUUUUUUAUUACAUAUAUACAUUGUAUGCAACAAAUAUAAGGAAGUUAAGUAUAAACAACUGAAAAGCUUAAGACCUGCUUCAGAAGCCAAUAAUGGAAAGAUAAAAUUGUUUACAAUUAUCUCUUUGAUACUGCCAGCACUCAAAAGCUUGGAAACUUUUUGUACAUACAAGCUUAAGAAAAUUGGGUAUGCUUCACAGCAGUGGAACUAAUUUAUAAUUCUUUUCAGAAAUUAUUUGAAAAAUAUUUACAAAUGAUCAGUCAAUAUUCCUGAUUGAAAAGUUGUUUACUCUUUCAAUAAUUAUAAUUUUAAUCAUAAAUUAGAAUAGAUUUAUGGAUAGCAAUUUAAAAGAGAAGGUCAUGGUAAUCCAGGAUUCAGUGUAUUAUUUUUUAUUUAAAAUCUAGAAAUUAUGAAGCUUUUUCACUAAUUCCUAAUAUGAAAUGUAUAAAGGCCAAAGAUAAAUUGUGUUGAUUAUAAUACCUUUUAAAGAGACUUUUUUUCUGAAAUACAUUGUUGUAUUAGUUUCCUAGGACUACUGUAACAAAUGACUACAAACUUAGUGGUUUACUUUUUUUCCCCACAUUUAGAAAGACCUGUAUCUGAACUCAAAAUGUCAGCAGGGUCAGUUCCUUCUGGAGGUGCUGAGGAAUUAUCCAUUCCAUGCCUCUCUCCUGACAAGAAGAUAAUAUCUCACAAGAUUUUUAGGAGAUGAUAUAUGUGCUUAGAUCUUAUAAAUAAAAUUUUGUCCUGAGAGGUUAAAAAAAAAGUGACUUCUGAGAUAUAAAUGUAAAUCAAAUUGUUAUUUGAUUCCCUUAUCUCCCCCCCCCCAAAAAAAUAGAACU
This is a messenger RNA of Marmota flaviventris (yellow-bellied marmot), 2495 nucleotides long. Its product is annotated as dol-P-Glc:Glc(2)Man(9)GlcNAc(2)-PP-Dol alpha-1,2-glucosyltransferase. Gene Ontology annotation, cellular component: endoplasmic reticulum. Gene Ontology annotation, biological process: protein N-linked glycosylation; dolichol-linked oligosaccharide biosynthetic process. The record is from RefSeq and is a predicted model, not a curated record. Gene Ontology annotation, molecular function: dolichyl pyrophosphate Glc2Man9GlcNAc2 alpha-1,2-glucosyltransferase activity. NCBI's taxonomy places the organism in Eukaryota, Metazoa, Chordata, Mammalia, Rodentia, Sciuridae.